Messenger RNA from Alternaria conjuncta, 1176 nucleotides. RefSeq lists its product as uncharacterized. Gene Ontology annotation, molecular function: iron ion binding; heme binding; stearoyl-CoA 9-desaturase activity. The transcript is spliced from 2 exons. Gene Ontology annotation, cellular component: endoplasmic reticulum membrane. The record is from RefSeq and is a predicted model, not a curated record. Bases 1 to 1176 code for a protein of 391 amino acids. Lineage: Eukaryota; Fungi; Ascomycota; Dothideomycetes; Pleosporales; Pleosporaceae. Gene Ontology annotation, biological process: unsaturated fatty acid biosynthetic process.
AUGGCUGCUACCAGCACCCCACCAGAAAAGGAACCGCACAUAUCCUCCCAACCCAUCACCUGGACGAACUGGUACAAGAAGAUAAACUGGCUCAACACAACCCUCGUCAUCCUAAUCCCAAGCUACGGUCUCUACCUCGCCCGCUCCACAACCCUCACCCUCCCAACAUUUCUAUGGAGUAUUGUCUACUACGCCACAACCGCCUUCGGCAUCACAGGCGGAUACCACAGACUAUGGAGCCACCGAUGCUAUUCCGCACGCCUUCCCCUACGCUUAUUCCUCGCCUUCACAGGAGCAGGAGCAAUUCAAGGCAGCAUACGGUGGUGGAGCGCUAAUCACCGUGCUCACCACCGGUGGACGGAUACGAUGAAAGAUCCCUACUCGGUUAUGCGCGGACUCUUAUUCUCGCACAUCGGAUGGAUGGUGUUGAACAACGAUCCGAAAGUUAAAGGACGGACGGAUAUUUCUGAUCUGGAUAGCGAUCCCAUUGUCGUAUUCCAACAUAAGCAUUACGGUAAGCUGCUUCUGUUUACAGCCUGGAUCUUUCCUGCCAUGGUUGCUGGCAUGGGCUGGGGCGACUGGUGGGGCGGGUUUGUGUACGCGGGGAAUGCGAUUGCUUGGUACCAAUACGACCCUACUAAAUGGCUUAUCUGGAUCAUGUCGAAGAUUCCGGUGUUUCCGCUCACGUACGACUUGAAGACUUUCCGCUCGAAUGAAAUUGAGAAAGGUAGACUCCAACAGCAACAAAAGGCUCUCGACAAGAAACGAUCGAUGCUCGAUUGGGGUGUGCCACUGGCUCAGUUGCCAGUCAUUAGUUGGGACGACUUUCAGACUCAGGCUUCAGCCAAGGGUGCUGCUUUGGUGGCUAUUGCUGGAGUGAUUCAUGACGUUUCGCCGUUUAUCGCUGACCACCCUGGCGGCAAGACUCUGAUUAAGAGUGCGGUCGGAAAGGACGCUACUGCGGUGUUCAACGGUGGUGUAUAUGAACAUUCGAACGCGGCACAUAAUUUGCUGUCGACAAUGCGUGUUGGCAUAUUGCGAGGCGGACAGGAAGUUGAAGUUUGGAAAACAGGUGGUGAGAAGGACACCAGAGACACCAAAGGUCUCGGCGUCGUCAGGGCUGGUGAUCAGAUCACGAGGGUAGCUGCGCCAGCUACGGCAGCCACAGCAGCUUGA